Molecule: messenger RNA, 1181 nt
Organism: Topomyia yanbarensis
Lineage: Eukaryota; Metazoa; Arthropoda; Insecta; Diptera; Culicidae
Product: sterol regulatory element-binding protein cleavage-activating protein-like
Exons: 4
Coding region: 477-1181 (234 amino acids)
Biological process (GO): SREBP signaling pathway
Cellular component (GO): endoplasmic reticulum membrane; Golgi membrane
Molecular function (GO): protein binding; sterol binding
Source: RefSeq, a predicted model, not a curated record
GGAAGUUCAGCGCGGAAGAAAUGUUACCAGACUUCGCCGAUCUGGUAUCUGGACUUUUUUGAUGAUCUCAUAGAGAUUGGGUGUGCAGAUGGGCGGUUAAAGUUCUGGUAGGGAACGACUGGUAACUUUAAGGUCAAUUGUUUGGAGUCAUUUGUUUUUUAUUACAACUAUCGACGGACGUUUCAUUGCAGGAUAUAUAUAAAACCGAAAACACCCACAACAAUGGGGUAACUAACAUAAAUCUCGCCGGUGACAAAGUGAUAGUCGCACGGUUGAGUGAACGAAUCGAUUUUCUGAGACUGGAAACGUACACACACGUAAGGUUGUCAGAUCGAUUGGGGAUUUACGUCUGCAUAUGAGCGAACCCACGUACGCAGCGGUUCGGCAGGAAGCAUUAGUUUAUUUCGGCAAUCCGCCGGCUCAAAUCCGUCCACAGCGUUGUCAGCUCAACAUCACGCAUCCGAGGAGGAGCUUCGAUGUAUCCUGGAGUUUCACCAGCAGGGUCACCGGCGACAUGUUUGGAAGUGGCAGGCGGUACAACCAUUACUGGCAGCCAGGGCCACACUGUUAACGUGUUCCGGCUCGAUAGCCACCUAUUGCAGUUCACCCUAAAAGGCCAUUGCGGUCCUAUCACAUGUAUUUUCAUAGACCAGUGGCGGGCCGAGAUGGGCGCAUCUGGUUGCCAGGAUGGUGUGCUAUGUGUGUGGGACUUGAUACGGGGUGCCUGUAUGUACAAAAUUGAAGCCCAUGACGACUCAAUCGUCGCACUUGCGUGUUCCCCGAGUUACGCAAUAUCGUUCGGACUGAACGAACGAAUACGGUUCUGGGAUAGAUUUCAGGGUCAGCCGCUCAACACCAUGACCGUCAGUCAUGCAUAUUCAUCGCUUGUGACGCUGACGCCGUCCCUUCUCGUGACUGGAAAGUUGGGUUCACUAGUCGUAUGGGACGACAAUACUAAAGAUGUAACUCGGGAAGUCAGGCUUGACUGUUCCAAUUCACAGCUAAGUCCGAAUAUUAUGCUACCUGACAAUGGUUUGGUAAUUUGUGACUACGGAAAUCAAAUGAGAAUCGUUCGUUUCCCUCUUGUUGCGUCGGAAAAGUGGUUCGGUCGGGGGAAUCGUAAUCGACCAGCUAACGAAAACAAAUGUACAGCAGCAGCUUCUGAACGAAGCCAUUGCUAG